Messenger RNA from Rhododendron vialii, 2392 nucleotides. RefSeq names its product ABC transporter G family member 23. The transcript has a single exon. Gene Ontology annotation, molecular function: ATP hydrolysis activity; ATP binding; ABC-type transporter activity. Gene Ontology annotation, cellular component: membrane. Lineage: Eukaryota; Viridiplantae; Streptophyta; Magnoliopsida; Ericales; Ericaceae. The record is from RefSeq and is a predicted model, not a curated record. The coding region runs from base 1 to 2232 and encodes 743 amino acids.
AUGGUUGGUGCAACCUCCAUAUCCAUGCAUCCUGACACAGCUAAAAUCCUGCUUCUUUUCGAAACCAAACACCACUCCUCUCUCUCUCUCUCCCUCUCCCUCUCCCUCUCUCUCUCUCUCUCUCUCUCUCUCUCUCUCUCUCUCUCUCUCUCUCACACACACACACGAGCAAAGAAAGAACCUAGCUACGGCCAACAAUCAAUGGCAUCUUGCUUCCAACAACCGGACGUCAACGACGACACAACGAUUCUCUUUUCAACUUCUUCGGAUUCACCCGAAGUAGAAUCCUAUACAUUAAGCCCCCCUUCUUCCUCUUCAACUUUCCAGCUCUACCGCUUUCCACCACAAACAGUAGCUCACCAAUAUUCCUCCAAAACAGCAGCCUACACAGUAAGUGUGAGAAAUCUCUCCUACACUAUCCACCAAAGCAGCUGGCCCUGGAAUAAGAACCCUAAUGAGCCCAAGCCCCCCAUUAUCAACAUACUGAAAUCAGUUUCUUUCGUCGCGAGAAGCUCCGAAAUCCUUGCUGUUGUCGGUCCAAGCGGCACCGGAAAAUCUACUCUGCUACGUAUUAUAUCCGGACGGGUACGAGACCAAGAUUUUGAUCGAAAGAGCAUCUCACUCAACGGUUGUGCAGUAACUAGUCCAACUCAGUUGAAAAAGAAAUGCGGGUUCGUGGCGCAAGAGGAUGAUUUGCUUCCCCUGCUGACAGUGAAGGAAACAUUGAUGUUCAGUGCCAAGUUCAGGCUAAAAGAAAUGACUUCUCAGGAGAGAGAAGAGAGAGUUGAAAUCUUGAUGCAAGAACUCGGGCUUGCCCAUGUUGCAGAUAGCUUUGUAGGAGAUCGCGAAGAAGAAGACCGGAAUCAUAUCAGAGGGAGAAUAUCUGGAGGAGAGAGGAAAAGGGUAUCGAUAGGAGUUGAUAUGAUUCAUGACCCCCCAAUCUUGCUACUCGACGAGCCAACCUCCGGCCUUGACAGCACCUCAGCUCUCCAAGUCAUGGAGCUCCUUUCGUCCAUGGCGAUUUUAAAGCAAAGAACAAUACUUGUAUCUAUCCACCAACCAAGCUACAGAAUUCUUCAGUACGUCACCAACUUGCUGAUCCUCUCCCGCGGCUCUGUUGUCCAUAACGGUAGCCUUGAAUCGCUCGAGGAUGCCAUAGUAAACAAACUGGGGUUGAAAAUCCCAGUCCAACUCAAUGCUCUUGAGUUUAGUAUGGAAAUCAUCUCUACACUGGAAGAAGAUCAGUAUGCAAGUUCGAAAGCACGUUACGAUCUUUCAGACAAUGACAGAGAAAAAGAAAACGCAGAAGCAGAACUGAUGCAGGCCAACUACUUGAUGUGCCAAUUAGAAAGUAAAUCUGCAGAAAAACCACAAUCGCUUAAUUCUUUGUUCGAAAUAUUGGUUCUCUGUGAAAGAUUUUGGAAGGUAAUAUACAGAACAAAGCAGCUGUUGUUGGCGAGGACGAUGCAAGCUCUUGUUGGAGGGUUUGGAUUGGGAAGUGUAUACAUAAAGGUGAGGAACAAUGAUGGAGGAGGAGGAGGGGUCGCGGAACGAUUAGGUUUAUUUGCUUUCAGUCUUAGUUUUCUCCUCUCAUCGACUGUCGAAGCCCUACCGAUAUACCUUCAAGAGAGACGGGUGCUAAUGAAGGAAGCCUCGAGGGGAGCGUACAGGGUUUCCUCAUACAUGAUAGCCAACACCAUUGUGUUUCUUCCCUUCUUGUUUUCGGUGGCGAUUCUGUUCUCUGUCCCUGUCUACUGGCUAGUCGGCCUAAAUCCUUCCUUCCUUGCUUUCGCCUUUUUCACGUUCGUUGUUUGGUUGAUCGUGCUCAUGGCUAGCUCACUGGUACUCUUUCUGAGCGCCGUGUCUCCAGAUUUCAUCUCCGGGAAUUCGCUCAUUUGCACCGUGCUUGGAGCCUUUUUUCUCUUCUCGGGCUAUUUCAUCCCCAAGGAGUGCGUCCCAAAGUACUGGAUAUUCAUGUACUAUGUUUCUCUUUAUCGGUACCCUUUGGAUUCGCUACUCGUAAACGAGUAUUGGAGUGUGAGAGGGGACUGUUUGGUCUACCAGCAGCAGCAGCACUACUGUUUGCUAACUGGGAAUGAUGUUUUGAAGAGUAGAGGGCUUGAGAAAGAUACCAGGUGGUUGAAUGUUGCGAUUAUGGUUGGGUUUUUCGUGUUUUAUCGGGUUCUUUGCUGGAUCAUUCUUGUUCGAAGGGUUUCUAAAACAACAAUAUAGACAUGUAAACGUAUUAUCAUAUAUUUGUGCAUCAUUUAACUUUGUAUUGAUAGGAAGAAGAUUUGGUAGAAACUAAAUUAGCAGACAACAAUACAUUUUACAUAUGUUCUUCUGGUGUAUAUUUCUCCCCUCUGGAAGUUGAAUGCACGCUUGGCCUUUU